AUGUCAAUACGCGACUAUAUCUACUGGUACAGAGAUGACCUUCGGCGAGCCCUUUUAAUUCGUAACUAUGAGGAGAAGAUCAAGGCUUGGAAUGAUGUCGUUUCAGGAUAUGUCUGGGAUGACGGCGUAUACGAAGACGACAACUCGGACGAAGGUAUUGAAGCUGGUGCUCCUCAGAUCGACUCCUCAAGCACUUGGGGCAACCCGGUUGAUGACGAUGACUCCCUUGGGACAUGGCAAGAGUCGGAUACAGAUAACCUGCUCUCAUUGAGCGAAGAAGCCUCAAAGACUGGUAUCUCGGAUGAAGAGACGAAUCCAUUGGAAGAUGAGAAUGGAGGUAACAUCUCUUCUACCGUUUCAGAGGAAACUGAGGAUGCACCAUCUGCGGAAACCGAGCUUCACCCUUUGACCGAUAUUACCAGGACCGCCAUCAAUGGUACGGCCCUCGACACCAAGGAAACCAACCUCGAAGGUAAAUGCAGUCACGCUGAAACCUCUGAAGAUGUCCAGGGGAUUGUCACCGAAUCGGAAGCGCCCACUCGAGCCAGACAAGGGAAGCGCAAAGCCGCAUUCGAAGAUGAUCGCGAGAACAUUCAAGUUUGUGCUACUACUGGUUCCAGCAAGCGGACUCGCAUUGCCGCAGAACCGUCGACCGUCGACAACUGCGUCCCCCCCACACUGCAGUAG
Molecule: messenger RNA, 687 nt
Organism: Coprinopsis cinerea okayama7#130
Lineage: Eukaryota; Fungi; Basidiomycota; Agaricomycetes; Agaricales; Psathyrellaceae
Exons: 5
Coding region: 1-687 (228 amino acids)
Source: RefSeq, a predicted model, not a curated record